UUCAUGACUGUGAGUAGAGUGCCCACGGGGAGGCAAAUUCUGCGAGUAUUUUCGUCAACUUGGCAACUCAAGCCACCUACGCUAGUUAUUAGUGUUCAUGGCUCCUAUGCUAACCUAAAGAAACGCUUCAACUUUACCAUGAAGAAGGGCCUUUGGAAGACCAUGGAAAGUGUGGGCUGUUGGAUAAUUGGCGAUGCUUUGGAUAGAGGAAUAGGCAAAAUUGCUGGUGAGGCGGUGGCAGAGUACGUGGAGGCCUACGGAGGGGAUAAGAUGCUUGCAAUUGGCGUCACCCCUAUGAACAGUCUGAAGUUCAAACAUCUCUUUAAUACCAACGCCUCCAUAAUUUACUAUCCAAGUGAGGAGGACGAGACCCUGACUGACCCUUCAAUGACACUGGUGCAAAAGUAUUGCUCGAAACGCUUCCACAUAGAUAAGAACUACAACUACCUCGUUAUGGUCUCUACACCAUCGUGUUCCGGCAAACAAAAGAAUCAACAUGGCCCCUCUACGAAGAGUCAGACGCGCAUGAUUGUGGAGAAUGAGCACGUUAUUGAAACACGAGUUGCUGUCGAGCGAAUGGUGAUUGGAUGGCGAACAGUGGGUGUUUUGCCUUUAUUCUUAUCCACAAAGUAA
Molecule: messenger RNA, 633 nt
Organism: Hydatigera taeniaeformis
Lineage: Eukaryota; Metazoa; Platyhelminthes; Cestoda; Cyclophyllidea; Taeniidae
Source: the annotation of a GenBank genome assembly